This is a messenger RNA of Trichosporon asahii var. asahii CBS 2479, 723 nucleotides long. Its product is annotated as ribosomal RNA large subunit methyltransferase J. Gene Ontology annotation, biological process: RNA methylation. Gene Ontology annotation, cellular component: mitochondrion. The coding region runs from base 1 to 723 and encodes 240 amino acids. Gene Ontology annotation, molecular function: rRNA (uridine-2'-O-ribose)-methyltransferase activity. The transcript has 2 exons. NCBI's taxonomy places the organism in Eukaryota, Fungi, Basidiomycota, Tremellomycetes, Trichosporonales, Trichosporonaceae. The record is from RefSeq and is a predicted model, not a curated record.
AUGUUUGGAACGCGCUCGGCCUUGAAGGCGUCCUCGUCAGGCCGCUGGCUGGCGCGGCAAGCUCGAGAUCCGUUCGUGCGGGCGCGCAAUGCGGCGCAAGCUUCUCUUGACUUCGAUGAAGACACUGAGGCCCUUGGCAUAGCGAGCGAGCCCCUCCGCGCACGCUCCGGGUUCAAGAUUCAGGAGCUCGACGCGAAGUAUCGGAUAUUACGGGGCAACGUUGUCGAUCUGGGCGCGGCACCUGGCGGGUGGAGUCAAGUUGCAGCCCGUUCGAAGCGCGUGAAGAAGGUUGUCGCUGUCGACCUACUCCCCAUCGACCCCAUGUCUGGGGUGAAGACACUGCAGGGUGACUUCCUCACACCCGAGGUGCAGAAGGCGGUCCGGGAUCUGCUGAGACCAGGGGAUGGGCCGACGCCGUCCAAUAAAGAGAAGAAUACUGCGGAAGCCGCUGCAACGCCUCUCUCCAAAUCUGAAACUCCGCUAUUGGACUCGUCCGGUCUCUCCAGAGGAGAGCAGGAGGCAAAGGCUGAUGAGUCGGAGAAGACCGCGGAGGGGCGCCGCACUCCUCAGCCCAAACCCGCCAAAGCCGACACCGUGCUAUCGGACAUGAUGGCGGCAAUGUCGGGAGUGAAGGCUCGAGACACACAGGCAUCGCUCGAUCUCGUUGAGGCGGCCACCGAGUUUGCCCAUUCAGUCCUUAAGCCGGGAGGCGCAAUGGCGUAA